AUGGCUGACCAUGUCUUGAAUCCUCAGCCUUCACGCGGGCCGCUGCAAGAGUCCAGGAACCAUAGUAACAUUCAGCCCUCUCGGCAGUCUCUCUCCGAAAAACUAAAUGGGCCUCUUGGCACUCACGCCGAUUCUUCUUUCAAAGUGGGCCAGGAAAACAUAAUCCCGUUGACAUACGUCUCAUCCACCAACUUUCUUGUUCGGAAACCCAGUGCAGGGCACGCAACAAUUGUUGGCGAUAAGGGUUCCCAACGAAACAGGAUUGCGCUGCAACAGAAGCCCUUCCCUGGUCCAAACCCACCCAACCUCAAGGACCGCCAUGUCUUGACUCAAUCUUCGUCCAACCCAUUGCUUAAGGUCAGACAGCUUACCACUGCCCCCAGCGCGAACUCGACAUCAUUCAAGGACCUCAAGCCCGAACAACCGACUCAAUCUCAGGCUGCUCGAGGAGACUCUGUCACCAAAGCAGGACCUCGCACCCAAUUGUUAUCCCUUCCCAAGGCAGCGUCACGUUCUCAGACGCAACCCCACCCUCAGGCUGUACCGCGUCCUCCCCAAUCGCAGGGUCCUAUCUCAACGCAACCUCAUCCUAAUUCUCAGUUGCAAUCACAGCCCCAGGUACCAACGCAACCGACUCAGCCCACACAUUAUCCGCACGGCACUGUCGAAUGGAUCCAGAGUCUAGUUAAAGUAUUACCGACCUUCAAGUUUUACUUUCACAAUGUCGACCCUCUUCAAGUCAAGAAAUUUGCAAAAACUCUUGCAGUAUACAACGCCACCGUAACGAAAUUCUUUUCGAACGACGUGACCCAUAUUGUUACUACCAGUCCUAUACCUAACAAGGAUACCAUUGCGCAAAAUAAGCAUAUCAAUCUAAAAAGCCAUGCCCAGCCUCAACCCCCAAGCACCGCCCCGGGGAAGUUACCUCUCAAGCCGUCAACAAUCACGCCCUCCCCGAGUGCCGAAAACAGCAUUCUUGUGAAGGCGCUCAGCUUCGGUAUAAAGAUAUGGAGCCUGAAUCGGAUGAUCCAUAUUAUGGGGCCUCUGUUGAUCGAGCCGUUGACGCAGAACGAGAACCGAAAUCUACAGGAUUAUCUUCAACACGAGAAGGUCUAUGGGUUGACUACAACUCAGAACGACGAUGCGUAUAGACCGGAGUACCUUGUCCUCAGGAGAAAUUACGUGCUGGUGGAGGAUGUCACAGGACAUUUCCAAACGAUCUUGGCGUAUGACUAUCCCAAAGAUGCCGAAAAACCCUAUCCGUGGCCAAGGAUCUAUGUUCAAUCUACCCACAAAACACCCUUCGUAUGUAUCGACAAUCGAUCAAAGGACGCGAAGGAUACAAAAGAGGUUAAAGAGAGCAAGGACGCCAAGGAUGCAGCCAAAGAUGCAGCCAAGGAUACAUCCAAAACCAACGACAAUCACAAUCACAAUGAUUAUAUCGCCGACAAUAAGGAGAAAGGUAGCGAAAAUGGAGAAGGAUUUCCUCGAAACACGACUUCGAGGCCCAUUUUACAGAGAUCGCCAUCGGCAUCCGUUCUCGCUUCAGGUCUCGUCAAUUCGAUUACCUCCAACAUCGUUUCGACAAGUUCAGCAGUCAACAAGACGCCGGCUAUGCAUGGCAUUCGGAAUAUACAGGAUCCUAUUCUAGAGCAGCUUGGGAAGCGAGCCCUCAACGCCAUCAAAGGGGAGGCAGGCAUAGUGCCAGAUAUCAAGAAAACAGAGUUCGUGCGUCCAGCGAAUGUACUUAAGCUGAGCAAACACAGCAUACAAUCAAAUUCAGUCUUCAGCAAACGAGAGCCCUUAGGCACCAUAGACGUCAAUGUAGCCGUCGCAAGACCAGGGCGGCCUGCUAUCGCACCAUUAGUGGCUGUCACUUCAGUUGAGGCACCGUCUCGCCAAAGCGUCCCAACCCAGGCAACCAGGGAAUUACAUGGACCGGUAAAUGAACACUCAUUGAAAGCCAAUACAGUCAAGGAGCCCUCAGUUACUGCUACCGUCGUAAAGGAUUAUCGCAAGAAGGGCUACUGCGAGAAUUGCCGAAUGAAUUUUGGCGAUUUUGAUAAGCAUAUUGCCUCAGCUGAGCAUCGACACCAAGCGCAAGAAAGAAAUAAGUUCGAACAACUGGAUCAGCUUUUACACCUUCUCCAGCGGAAACCAAAAAAGCCAGUAUCACAAUGUAGCGUCCAUGACACAACACAGGAAGAACGGCCUUCAAACUCGCUGUUGGAAAACGUGGAGAGGGCAGGCAAAGCAACCGGAAUCGACGGUGAUGGCAACAUUAUUGCGAAAGCAUCGAGAGAUCGCGAGACAAAUGCUCUAAAGAAGGCCAGCGAUCAACAAGAGCCCCGGCAAUCAGGCAAUCACGCCUCAGGAAGAGGCACUAGACACCCAUCUGAUAGAGUGGUUGCUGACUUGCAGUGUCAGGAGAUAGCCAGAGUCGCAGUGAAAGACAAGGCUAAGGUCAUCGAUGCUGGCGAAGGAGGCGAUAGGACUUCAAUCGAGACCUGUGUGAGGCAAGUAAAGGCUGAGACGAAGAUCCAGUAUGAGCACAAAGGAGAGGAUGAUCAGCUAUCCUCGGAGAUGUUAAGGCUAGGUGUAUCGGAGACAGGCGAAGAAGAGUGUUCGACACAUGCGGCGGACACUGCUAUCUUGACACCAGAGACUAUAUCAAAUACGAAUCCCAAGAGCGUGGAUGACACAUUUGUGCAAACGGAUACAGAUCACAACAAUGGAUUCUGGGCGCCGUUUUCUGACAGAGUAUACGUUUCAGAGCCUAAUCCAACGAGUCAAGUGGCGACCGAUAUUACACAGCCGGACGACCGGUUUCUGGAGGAUUCAGCUAUUGGUUCACAGGUGUCAGAGGCCACAACCCCUAUCUGUCUGCAUCUACCCUCGACUAGCGUGUUUACAGACGGGGCUGAACCAGCAGCGACUCCUACGAAGGAGGACUGUGCAUCAGAAGGAUCGAGCGAAGGGGACAAAGAUGGCUUGGAGGAUGCUGUAAAGCUGCUGAAAUCGCCGAGUGCCGGUAGAGGCGCUUUCGCUAGAGCCCAAGGCGCCGAUCUGAGACGAGGGUUUGCAUUUUCAGGCAUCGAGACUGUAUCGGCGCUCGGCAAGGGUUCUUUAAAGCGCAAACUGGAGGACAUCCUGGCGGAGGAACAGGCAGCAGGAAGGAAAGAAGCCACAAAGGGGGCUGCCAUCGACCUACCGAGCUCAACGGCGUCUGUGAUGUAUGAUGAAAUGCUGCAGUCGAGGCUUUUGUUGCAGCCCGCUCCUCGCCAGUACCAGCACCCCACCCCACUACGUCUCGCAUCGCUAAACCAUGCUUCCCAAUUUCGACAUCCUCCGACAUCGCCAUUGCCAUCAUCACGCUUCUCCUCACCAACCAAAUUCGAACUGCAUCAGGGACGCGACCAUACACUACUACCGUCUCAGCCAGAUCGGCAUGCUGUUGACAGAUCUCAUUCUUGCAAUGGCACUGAUUCUGGCAGUCCUGUCCAGAUACACCCAUACUAUGAAAUGAACGGCAGCCCUCGAGGCGUACAUCGUAGCGAUGGACUACCGAGUACAUUGCCCGCGUCGGGCUACAGUGACAACUAUAGCAGCCAGCAGCUUCAUUAUGCCAAUCGUCGAGAGGAUAGCGUCCGUGUAUCAACCCCACUUCGUCAGGCGACUUCGAGUUUCCAAUACCAGUAUGAUGUUCGAAACAGCAGAUUUGGAUCGCCAUUUGCAUUAAUGGAAUAUCCCGACUCCUCGUCACCCAUAUCUUCGAUGAUGCCUUCUGGAUUACAGCCGCCUUUGGACCCGAACUACUAUGGCUCUGGGCCGUCAUCUCCAUCGCGCUCUCCCGGCCAGCGAAUAGUGUACCGCAACCAGUUCUCCGUUAUGUCGCAUGCAGAACAGGAGCGCGAGCGCUGCUAUCAGCACUACCAUGGAAACCAACUGCCGGAACCAGCUGGACAAAAGAAGUUGAGGGGCGGGUCUAGUCUUCCGGAUGAGUUUGAUGAAUACGGAGAGGGCUGCAUGGUUUUCUUUGAAUAG
This is a messenger RNA of Gamsiella multidivaricata, 4044 nucleotides long. RefSeq lists its product as uncharacterized. Gene Ontology annotation, biological process: regulation of cell cycle phase transition; positive regulation of nuclear cell cycle DNA replication. The record is from RefSeq and is a predicted model, not a curated record. Lineage: Eukaryota; Fungi; Mortierellomycota; Mortierellomycetes; Mortierellales; Mortierellaceae. Gene Ontology annotation, cellular component: nucleus; Dbf4-dependent protein kinase complex. The transcript has 3 exons. Gene Ontology annotation, molecular function: zinc ion binding; nucleic acid binding; protein serine/threonine kinase activator activity. Bases 1 to 4044 code for a protein of 1347 amino acids.